ACAUUUACACCCUAUCAUAACAGAACCGACUGUCAAUUCCAAAAUCAACAAUGACGGCCGCCUUGUUGAGAUCGGCUCUGCGGAGGAGCGCCGCAGCGUCGUACAUGUCGAUCCGUGCCUUCGCUUCGCCGCCGGGCCAGCAGCGGAAGGUAGCGAUUUUGGGCGCCGCCGGCGGGAUCGGUCAGCCGCUAUCUCUUCUAAUGAAGCUGAAUCCGAUGGUUUCGCACCUCUCGCUCUAUGAUAUCGCCGGAACGCCUGGUGUAGCCGCUGAUGUUAGCCACAUCAAUACCAGAUCCGAGGUGAAAGGAUAUGCGGGUGAGGAUCAGCUAGGGGCAGCUUUGGAGGGUUCAGAUUUGGUCAUCAUUCCAGCUGGUGUACCGAGAAAGCCUGGCAUGACCCGUGAUGACCUCUUCGAGAUCAAUGCGGGCAUUGUCAAAUCUCUUUCUGAGGCAAUUGCCAAAUAUUGCCCCAAUGCUCUGGUCAAUAUGAUCAGCAACCCCGUGAAUUCGACUGUACCAAUUGCUGCCGAAGUCUUCAAGUCCAAGGGAGUAUAUGAUGAGAGGAGACUCUUUGGUGUAACAACUCUUGAUGUUGUUAGAGCCAGAACAUUCUAUGCUGGCAAGGCCAAUGUCAACGUUGCUGAUGUCGACGUACCUGUUAUUGGUGGACAUGCUGGAAUUACUAUUCUCCCCUUGUUUUCACAAGCCACACCUUCAGCAAAUCUGUCAGCUGAUGAAAUUACUGCUCUUACUAAGAGAACACAAGAUGGUGGGACUGAAGUUGUUGAAGCCAAGGCUGGGAAGGGAUCGGCUACACUUUCAAUGGCAUAUGCAGGGGCCUUAUUUGCUGACGCUUGCUUGAAAGGUCUUAAUGGGGUCCCAAAUGUUGUGGAAUGUGCAUUCGUGCAGUCCACUGUGACUGAGCUACCUUUCUUCGCCUCCAAGGUGAAACUAGGGAAGAAUGGUGUUGAGGAAGUCUUGGGAUUCGGUUCUCUGUCUGAUUAUGAGAAACAAGGAUUGGAAGCUCUCAAGACUGAGUUGAAAAGCUCAAUUGAGAAAGGAGUCAAAUGGCAUGCCAAUUCCAAAAAUCCCAAAAUCAACAGUGUCUAUGAACCUAUAAAGCCUACCUUCCGACCAUUAUCCCCCCAUCUUCCCAUCUAUAAGCCUCAGACGAGCUCUACAGUCUCCAUCACUAACAGAGUAAGUGCUGUCAUCCUAACCGCUGUCCCUUUAUCUUAUGCUUUCCUUACUCUGAAAGUGGGACCAAUGUGUUUGGCCAAUGAGAGCGUCUACCAAGCCAUGUAUUAUUCGGCAAAGCUCGGGCCAAUCGCCCUCCAGGUUACUGCCAUAGCCACAGUCUACCAUUUAGUACACGGGCUUCAUGAUUUGUAUCAGAUGUUUCGCCCCUAAACAGUCGAACUAGCUGCUGGUUGGUCUGCAUUCGAUUUGCAGGAGAGUUUUUGGCAUUAAUGCUAAUAAAUCCGCUGGGCAAUUGCUGUUUUUAAGUCGGGUUCGAUAAAAGCAGGAUGUUGUUCGUAGUGUCAACAGUUAGAAUUCUGCUCAGUUUCUCUACAUGUUACAUAAACAAUUAUCAAAGUGCAGAUAAGGAAAUGAAUAGUGUAUGCUCAUUUUCUUUA
Salvia hispanica is the source of this 1636-nucleotide messenger RNA. RefSeq names its product malate dehydrogenase 1, mitochondrial-like. Gene Ontology annotation, biological process: tricarboxylic acid cycle; malate metabolic process. Gene Ontology annotation, cellular component: cytoplasm; membrane; mitochondrion. The record is from RefSeq and is a predicted model, not a curated record. Lineage: Eukaryota; Viridiplantae; Streptophyta; Magnoliopsida; Lamiales; Lamiaceae. Gene Ontology annotation, molecular function: L-malate dehydrogenase (NAD+) activity; electron transfer activity.